Molecule: messenger RNA, 1044 nt
Organism: Xenia sp. Carnegie-2017
Lineage: Eukaryota; Metazoa; Cnidaria; Anthozoa; Malacalcyonacea; Xeniidae
Product: serine-arginine protein 55-like
Cellular component (GO): ribonucleoprotein complex; nucleus; cytoplasm
Molecular function (GO): mRNA binding
Source: RefSeq, a predicted model, not a curated record
UAUGUGAGCUCCUUCAUCGAGCACAAGGGGGAAGACUUGUAUGCGAAGCGUUUUAUCGAAAAAAAUCUUUGGAAAUGAGUCGCGAUAGUGAUGCUAGAGUUUUUCUUGGCCGUUUGCCGUAUCGCAUUCGAGAGAAUGACAUUGAGCGAUUUUUUAAAGGCUACGGGAGGAUUAAAGAUAUCAAUAUAAAAACUGGCUUCGCUUUCAUUGCAUUUGAAGAUUAUCGCGAUGCUGAUGAUGCUGUACAUGACUUGAACAAUAAAGAUCUUUUGGGAGAAAGGGUUACAGUUGAACAUGCCAAGCCUGAUAGGUCUCGAUACAGAGGCGGUGGUGGUGGCAGCUAUGAAAGACGAGACUAUGACCGUCGUGGUGGUGGUAGCAGUUACAGAGACAGGUACGGUGCCCCUUAUAACACCGAAUGGCGUGUAGUUGUAGACAAUCUCUCAACUCGAGCUGGAUGGCAGGAUUUGAAGGACUACAUGCCGGGUGAGGUGACCUUCACACAAUGUCACAAAGAUCGUGCUGGCCAAGGUGUUGUUGAUUUUGCCUGCGAAGAAGAUAUGAAGAAAGCUAUAAAGAAACUUGAUGGAACUGAACUUAUGGGAAGGAAGAUUCGCCUAUCUGAGGGUCACAGUGUCAGCGGUGGUGGCCGUAGGCGCUCAAGAUCUCGAUCUCCUCGAAGGGCAUCUCGCUCCCCUCGUCGCAGCGCUUCGCGUUCUCCUCGACGUUCUCGUUCUCAGUCUCCACGCCGUCAAUCUAGAUCUCCUUCACCCAAUAAUCGUGCAUCGCCUCGUCGCUCUGCAUCCCCCGUGGAACGUGACGAGGCUUGAAUUGUUUCUACUACUUAUUGUGUAUAAAAACUGCCCAUCCCUGUUUCAUUUCUGGGAACUUUCAUCAAGUGAAACUACAAAUGUCUAAAACUUUAACACUUCUUUGAGAAUAAUUUUAGUAACUUGAAACUUUUGAUUUUGUUUGUCAAAUGAAUAACGUGUUUAGAUAUUGUAUUGUUUUAUCAUCCUGCCGAUAUUAAAGAUUUGAUGAGUA